Messenger RNA from Pezoporus flaviventris, 1143 nucleotides. Its product is annotated as proto-oncogene Mas-like. NCBI's taxonomy places the organism in Eukaryota, Metazoa, Chordata, Aves, Psittaciformes, Psittacidae. Bases 143 to 1102 code for a protein of 319 amino acids. Gene Ontology annotation, cellular component: membrane. Gene Ontology annotation, biological process: G protein-coupled receptor signaling pathway. The transcript has 2 exons. Gene Ontology annotation, molecular function: G protein-coupled receptor activity. The record is from RefSeq and is a predicted model, not a curated record.
GUGUGACACAAGGACUUUAUCUGGACCAGAAGUGACAGAAUUCCAGUGAAAAUUUCACCCAGAGGAUCCACACCAGACAGCUGCUGCAGAUCAGUCACUGAGAUUCCAAGGAACCCACAAAAAGGUCUGUCUGAAAUCCCUCAUGAUGAGUACUUCAACCAUGUCAAUCUUCCUUCCAACUGCAAGCAGUCAGGUUCUUGGGACUAAUCAGAGUGUGGCUGUGGGAAAGACAGAGCCAUCCUAUGCUGUCCUCAAGUUCAUGGAGAGCUUCUGCCUCAUCAGUGCUGCCUGUGGCAUGGUGGGUAAUGGCAUGGUGCUAUGGUAUCUUGGCUUCCGCAUCAGGAGAAACCACUUCACAGUCUACAUCCUGAACCUGGCUGCUGCCGACUUUGGGUACCUCCUCUGCAUUGCCAUAGAGACGGUUCAGUACCUGAUGCAGUUCAACGUGGGGGUGCAGUUUGGGAUAUUCCUCUUCCUGGAUCUUUUCAUGUAUGGGACUGGCUUGUACCUCCUGACCGCCAUCAGUAUUGAGAGGUCCCUCUCUGUGCUUUGUCCCAUCUGGUGCAGAAGUCACCGCCCAAAGCACUUGUCUGCCAUCAUCUCUGGCCUGCUCUGGGGUAUCUCCCUGCUGCUGAACACUCUUGGGUAUGUUUUGUGUUCCGUGCACCGCUCUGCUGGGACCUGCCAGAUCCUGCUCAUCACCAUUGGAGCCUUGGACUUCAUAUUCUGCACACCCCUCAUGCUGCUCUUCAGCCUUAUCCUCUUCCUUAGAGUCAAGUGCAGCUCCCAACACUUCCGAACGGGCAGGCUUUUCACCGUCAUCAUGCUCACCGUUCUCUUCUUCCUCAUUUUUGCUGUGCCUUUGAGUAUCCUGAUCCUCUUUGACUUCUUGGGCUACAAAUUUCUCUACUCCCCAGAGAUCGGUUUCGUGCUGUCCUGUGUGAACAGCACCCUCAACCCUGUCAUUUACUUCCUGGUGGGAAGCUACAGGGAUCGGAGAAUCAAGUUUACCCUCAGGCUGGCAUUCCAGAGGGCCUUUGAAGAUUCAGCAGAUGACAAAGAUGAGCGGGAAACCCAUGACACAAUCACUAUGUCUUCCUAAACCCAUCCUGUGCAUAACAGCAGCACUGGUCUGGAGCUGAG